Messenger RNA from Contarinia nasturtii (swede midge), 2512 nucleotides. RefSeq lists its product as uncharacterized. NCBI's taxonomy places the organism in Eukaryota, Metazoa, Arthropoda, Insecta, Diptera, Cecidomyiidae. The transcript has 4 exons. The record is from RefSeq and is a predicted model, not a curated record. The coding region runs from base 86 to 2374 and encodes 762 amino acids. Gene Ontology annotation, biological process: positive regulation of transcription by RNA polymerase III; snRNA transcription by RNA polymerase III; snRNA transcription by RNA polymerase II. Gene Ontology annotation, cellular component: transcription elongation factor complex.
CGUGCUUGACGUUUCAUUUCUUCAACCAUAAACAAAUUGUACUUAUCGUAUCGUUCCUAAACUAAAUCUUAUCGUCUGUAGGACAAUGGAUGAAUUUAAACGUUUAACAUGGUCAAUGUCAGACGCCGCUACGAAUGUGCAGGAGACAUACGCAUUAAAUAUGCGAGAAUAUUACCAACGUAAUAGAACUGAUGUAUUUUUCUCUCAUUUGAUGGAAAUUGAUCAAUUGCAUCUUCAACAUGUAUCGCAGAAUUCAAGUGAAGCAACUGUUAAUAAAGAGAUGGUCUCAAGACAAUUUGUUGAUCCACGAACUGGCCUCGAAAUUCCAUCCAAUGAAUGUGACUAUAAAAAUAUCGAACUUCGAAAAAGAAAUAUUUUCCUAAUCAAUAAUAUCGCCGUUUCGAAAUUACAGCGGCAUGAACAUUCUGCGUGUUUGAAUGCCCUUCGUUGCUCAGCCGAAUCGAUAUCCGAAUUGUCAACAGAAGAUAAAAGAGAUUGCAUGUUAUACGAAUCAACUGCUUUGCAUCGUUUUGAAGAAAAGAGCAGCUAUUUACAGAAAUUACGAGAACAUUAUUUUGCACAAAUCUCCAGUCGAUAUCACGAUGUGCCACCGUCCAUUGACUAUUUUGUUACGCAAAUUUGGAAGAAAAAAUUGAUAACAAUGCUUCGACAGCGGGCCAACGAUCGAUAUCGCAUGACAACAGCAAUAUCCAUACAGCCAUCAAAUUGUGUGAUAAAAUCCAAGACAAUUCAUCAAGAACAUUUGGGCUAUAUACCACAGAUUAUGCACGAACAUGUGGACUAUCUCAGAGACUCAUUUGCCAAUCUCAUGAAAGCAUACAAUCAACGAAAAAAUACUCACUCCACGCGGAUCAUCAAAGAAAAAGUGAAUGAUUUGAUAAAACAGCAUAAUGUUGAUUUUGUUGUUCCAAUUUCAAUACUGAAACUGCUUCUAAGCCACAAAUCCGGGUGGUCCUUUACAAUGACUGUCAAUGAUUCGAAUACUACAUCGAGUACAAAGGAAAUUAUUUUUGAUAAGCCGCUGCCAGUGGCAUAUAUGAGUGGCCGAGAGAGGUAUAAGAAAGGUGCCAAAUAUUUGCUGUACUCAUGUUUAAACCGAAAUACCUUGAAUGUGUACAAUCGUAAUGAACAACUCGAAAGUAAAACACUCAUUGAUUCAAAUGUGAUGGAAUGCCAUUCAAAUAUAAAUAAUGAUUUAGAAUACAAAGUGUCAAGCUGUGAUGAAUUUAUAAAGAAAUACGCAAAAAGCGAAACGUUAUAUGAAAAUAUGACGUUCACAAUUUUCGAUGUGACGGGUUGUGAUGAUUCGCCGGAGGAGACAGGAGAGACGUUCAAAUUGUUGGUACCUGCUAAGCAAGCCGCUUUCAAAAAUGGCGAAAAUGGUGAGGUGAUAUUUUUCAAUUAUUCACCGAAAAUCGAAUAUCAAGCGGAGUACGGAGCUGAAGUGAUGACAAAGGAAGAACUAAUUGACGAAUGGUGUGAAUUAUUUUUCAAACCGAAUACAAUAACAAAUAGAGUUCGUUUCGAUUGCAAGAGUGGAAAAGUGAUCGAUCGUCAAUCGUUUCCAUUAAAUGUUCUUGAAAAUGAAUUGAAUGCCAAAUACGGCAUUGAAACUCAGCAACUUCUUCAAAAACUUUGGCAAGCACUUCAAACAUUCGUUGCGUUUCCGGUUGGUGAUUAUCUCUUGCAGUCCGAUUCAAAGCAACCCACUAAUGUUAACGUAUUCGAGAAAUCUAACAGCGCCGAAACGCUUAGUAUAUCUCAGGUCAUCAAAAAGGUAAAGUUCGAACGUGACCCAUUCGAUAAAGUGGAAUGGCAGCCAAUUGAUGAUAAAAUUGUGAUUGAAAUUCAUAAUAAAUACCAGAUAUUACCGUGUGCUUUUCCGCAUAGUCAUUAUUUACAUCAGCAUGGUUUGAAACGAAUCAAAAAUAAACAGACCAAACAAAUGAACUGCACGAAAAAAGCGAAACAACGCUUGAAAAUUUGUCCGAAAGACGAUUCUCGUGCUAUUAUCGAGAGAUUACAAUCGAGAAAGCAGUUGCAUAAGAACCAAGUCAAAUUAAAAACUCAGAAUAAAAAUAGACUCAAAUUAAAAAGGAAGCGAGAUCGAAAAAAGGCUGGACAAGAGGCUAAAAAGAUAGAAGUUGACGAACUCAACGCCGAACGACAGUUUAUGUUAGAAACAAGAGAUCAAUACAAUACAGCGACAGUAAUGACGCAUAAUGAAUCAGCAGCGGCACAAAAAGAAUUAGCCAAUAAUUUGAUUGGAACAAGAGGAGGAACAAAAUUCACAAAUUCACAGGAAAUCCAGCAAAAUGUCAGACGUAGCAAUCGAAUGUCAUCGAAUAAAUGACCGUAAUUCGUAUUUUAUAAGAAUGUUGUCUUGUUGCAUUUCAAAAUCCGUGUCAGCUGAAAUUUUAUUUUCAUAAACGUGCAUGUUACAAAAAAUCAUGUUUAAGAAAAACCGUUUUAAUAUAAUUUUGAAUUAGAA